Mercenaria mercenaria is the source of this 8864-nucleotide messenger RNA. RefSeq lists its product as uncharacterized. The record is from RefSeq and is a predicted model, not a curated record. The coding region runs from base 270 to 4733 and encodes 1487 amino acids. Lineage: Eukaryota; Metazoa; Mollusca; Bivalvia; Venerida; Veneridae. The transcript is spliced from 10 exons.
UUUGAGACAUACUUUAUUGACUGCUGCACUGUUAUAAAAGUUGGACAAUCUCGAAAUUGUCUAAAAAUAUAAAGAAAAUUGAAUUAAAAUUAUUUCCAAAUCCUGUCAAACAGGACUUGGCAUUCUAAGUUUAUGAGCACAGACAAGUUAUAUCAUCUUUAAAAAAAACAGUUGUUAGACAGUGUCUGGAUUUAUUAGGGCUGCUAAAACACAGCCAUGUUUUACGAGCUCAUUAACCGUGAGGAUCAUCUUGAAAUAGUGAAUGAAUCAUGAGUGAAACAGAACCUGUCCUGGAGCCAGUCCCUGUUACUAAGGAUAAACCUGUUGUUAAUGGAAACAGUGAUUUUGACCUUCCACCACCUGAACCAGACCUGCAAAAUGGACUAAACAAACCAGACAUGGAUAUGGAAAUGUCAAAUGGUGUAGAUGGAUCUAAUGUGAAUGGAGAUAAUGUUGCUGAUGGUGAACCAGCUCCAGUUAACGGUAAUUGUAAUGGACCUGACAAUACAUUUGAGGGGGAUUUAAUGGGAGAGGAUGAAUUACCUCCCCCUCCUGAGAUUGUACCAGACUUACCCCCACCCCCUCCACAAGAGGGUGAAAAUCAGGAUUUAUUACAUUGUGACAAUGAUCCAUUUGGAUCAAGUGUUGAUCCAGUUGUGGAAUCUAGUGUUGAUCAAGAACCGCAGGAUGUUGAGGAAGUUGAAUGUGUUGAUGAAAAUGAGGAUUUAAUGAAUGUGAGUGACUCAGAAACAAAUCAAGAGGAAAAUGUUAAACAAAGUAUUGAUGUCCCAAAACAUGAAGAAGUGUCUGAUGAAGAAUUAGUUUCUGAUUGUGGAUUACAGGAAGAAGUAGAAGUUGAAAUUCAGAAUAAUCAACAAAAUGAAGAAGUUGAACAAAUGAAUGAAGGUCAGUUAAUAGAUUUUGGUGAACCAGAACAGCGUGAAGAAAUUUCUACUGGACCUGUGGAGCCCUCAGCUCCAUUGGUGGAUUUGUCUGAGCCAGCAGAAACUGAGAUGCCAGCUGAGCAAGAUGUUCAACCUGUUGAAGAGCUAGCACAGCCUGUUAGUCAAGAGCCUGUUAGUGAAGCAGUUGAAAGUAUACCAGAGCCUGAACCUGCUGAGGAACCAAAAAGUGUUCCUGUAGAAGAGCCAGUAAGUAUGCCAGUUACUGAGGAAUUUCUAGAGUCACCACAAGAGCCAGAAAGAGAACAGAGUCCUGAACCAGAAUCUGUGCCUAUUAUUCAACAACAGGUUGAACCAGAAGUUCCAGAGAGUGAACCGGUUGAGGAGGAACCACAGCAACGAGAAGCAGAAAGUAUGCCACAAGUUGGGUAUGCAGAGCCAGCUAUAGUUGUGGAUAAUAAACCUGCAGAAGAAGAGGCAGAAGUUCCGCCACCCCCACCUCCACCAUUAGUAGAUGAAACACCUCCUCCUCCCCCGCCUUUGGAUGAAAACAUUCCAUUGAGGAGAGUUAGUGGUAGCUCAACUCCAAACAAACAAAGCCCAAGUAAAGAGAUUGAAUCUCCUGUAGCUAUUUCUGCGCCAAUGAAUGUUGCAGUUGUCUCACCACAACCAGAGCCUGUUGCAGUUGGACAGGAAGUGGAGCAACAGCCAGAACCGGUACCAGUCCCAGUCCCAGUCCCAGUAAAGACUGAACCAUUAGCACAGCCAGUGCAGCCUCCACAUCCAGUGGCUAUUGUAGCACCGCAGGUAGUGUCAGAGGAAGUAAGUCCACCAUCUUCAAGCCCUCCUGGCAGUCCAUCGACUGUAUCAGAACAUGCACCUUCAGAAAACGAAAAACCUGAAACAGAACCAGUAGUGAGUCCACAAGUGUCACAGAAAAUAAACAAGAAAAACUUCAAGAAUAAGAUCAAGUUUGGUGUGGAUUUAGUAGAAGCUUCAUUAAAACAGUUACAUUUUCUUUAUAUUGUGAAUAAAAAUCCUGGGUUAUACGAGGAAUGGCUUUAUAAAAAGGCUGUAAGGAGGUAUGAAGCCUUUUGGCUUCCAUUGGCUGCUGAGCACAAAAAAGAAAGUUUAGCUGCACCUUUAGAUAUAGAAUGGGUGUGGCAUUGCCACAUGUUGGCACCACAAGCUUAUGAAGCAGACUGUAAAAAUAUUGCUGGAUUAGUAGUUGAACAUAAAGUAAUGAGUGAAAAAGAUAGAACUAAAUCUUUAGAAAAGUCUAGGAAAUAUUGGACAGCUAAAUAUCCAAAUGAACCAUUUGAAAUUGACCUAGUUUAUAAGGAAAAAGUAGUUGAGGAACCACCUGUAGCAGAACCACAACCAGUAGAGGAGAACACUGCACAAAAUAAUGAAGCUAAAGAAUCAGAAACUAAAGAAGAAGCAGAUGUUGAAGUUGCAAAAGAGGCUGAAGUUGCCGAGGUUACAGACAAACCUGCUGAAGGCACAGAGGCAGAAAUAACACAGGGAGAAUCAAAUGCUCCUACAGAAACACCUGCCGAGCCAACACCAGCAGCUCCUGAACCUGCCCCUGAACCAACCAUACCUGCAGUUCCGGAGGAAGGGUAUGAGCAGAAGUCAUCUUACAAUAUUUUUAGUGCCGUUGCCCGUCAGCGGGUAUUUUUCUACCAAAUAUCAUUGCCCCACUUCCAUGACAAGCAUUUCUUAAAGUCGGCUCAGAAGCGCUAUCAGAGAUUCCUGUUUUUGAAACACCAGAAUCCUAUGGAGAUGAUUGUACCAUGUUAUGACAUAGAUCUCAUGUGGCAUGCCCAUCAGCUUCAUCCAUCUGUGUAUAAACACGACACAGUUAAAGUACUCGGACAGAUUCUCCAACAUGAUGAUUCUGUAAAUGACAGAUCCUCAGGGUCACCUUUAAUUAGAGCAGAUCAGAAAACACGGGAAUUGUGGAAGGAGCAUUUCGGAGACACCUUUAUGACUUUCGGAGCCAUGUUUCGCGGUGAUCCACCAGUAUUGUGUGAACGCAUGUCAAUGAUUGAGCCAGCGGAAACAUACGCAUUCAGCACAAAGAAAGCAACAGUGAACCUCGACAAAGUUCAAGUUGAAGGUUUGCCAGAAGAAAUAAAUAAAUACAGUGUUAAAUUAGCAUAUGGUGGUUAUGAUGAAAAAGAAGGACCACUUAUUAAACAAUUUAAAGGUAACAAAAAGAAGAUAGAGUUUGAAAACACAAAGAAAGGAUUAGCUCAUUUUGUGUUUGAUACUAAAGAAUAUGACAGGUUAAAAUUCAACAUGUCUCAACAAAUAGGAUUUGCUUGCACAGGGCAUGAUGAGGAAAUAGGUGAACAAAUAUUCAGUCUGAUGCCUGUAGUUGAAAACAUACCAAGAGAUAGGUUAGACCCAUCUGCACUUACAGAAACUGUUAAAAUUGAUAUUGAUGAGGAACAAAAUUUGAAAGCUACAUUCUCCGCAACAAUCGAACCACCUAAACAAGGUCCAACCAUGUUGUACAUGAAUCCAGGAAACUAUGAAACAAGGUUUUGUAUCAUGCCAGAACAGAUUGUUCAGAUGUGGGGACCUAUCCCAUUACCACGGCUACCUUCAGGCAGAGACAAUCACUGUAUAGUCGCCUCACACAAAUUUGUGAACCAUACAGGAGAAGUGACAUUCACAUGUCGCAUGAUUCACAGUUUGCCGUUGUUGAUGUCCGCUGUUCAGGUGUUUUACCACAACAGAAUGGCAGCAGUUGCUCAUCUUGUUGGCUCAGAUCAGAUUCCCCAACCAUCACAGUUGUCAGAUCCCAAGAAGGUAUUUUCGUUGAACCCAGGUGAUGGACAGAGGGCUGUACUGAUUAAGAGCCAACAUGGAGAUUGGGGCAUCAUACGGGGCCAGUGGACAGGGUUCAGGAAACAUCAGCCAGCAGUAGCAGCAACAAAGGGAAAGAAGGCAAAGAAGGAAGUACCAUGGAACCCUGGUACCCUGUCUGUAUCAUUCUACAAAUGUGCAACUGGUGCCUGGCAGCAUAUAACACUACCCUACCUCCAGGAGAACUUCAAAUUCACCAUACAAGAUGCUAACAUUGACCUGAGGUGUGGGACCAUUGAAAUCAACAGCGAGUCAAAUGAGGUGGCUGAAAAUCUUGCCCUGGCCUUCUCAGUGGCCUUAUUGCAUGUGCUCUGCCAACCUAGGUACAAGCCUCCACCACCACCAGAACCUAUCCCAGUUACCGUUGAGCCACCUCCACCAUCCCCAGAAACCAAGGAGCCCCCUAAAGAAGAGGAGGAAAAACCAACAGAAGGAGCAACUCCUCAGGAAGGAGCAGAAGGUGAGAGUCCACCAGCAGAAGGGGAUGCACAGGAGGAAGCACCAAAGACAGAGGAGGAGAAGCCAAAGGAGCAGCCCAAGACACCCAAGAGUCCUGCUAAAUCUGAACCUCCAACUCCUAGCAAGAAAGUGAAGGAGGUUCCACCUAUACCUACCUUUGAACUAGGCCUUGUCUUAGCUGCAGGAUACAAUGUGGAUACUGCCACGAAUGAUAACAUUAAGAAACAGUUUGGAGCGAAUGCCUGUGCUGGAUGUUGUGCACAUGGUGUUGAUAUUGGGGUAGGCAUGAUCGGUGAUGCUGCUGCCGACACUACAGCAGACGCUGAGAAUGUAGAAGUUGUUGACCAUACUGGGGAUGAUGCAGGUGAAGUUGGUGACCACGGUGAUGAUGUUGGCUCACCAGAUCAUGUUGACAUGAUGGAUGUUGAUGCGGGAGGAAUGGAGGGUAUGGGUGAAGUUGGUGAUGCUGGAGCUGCGUCAUGUGCGGCCUUCUAAACUCAGUGCUAACCAUUUUGCCAUGACAUAACUAUAUUUUACUUUGUAUUUAUGAAAUAAUCAUUGUAGUUUAUCUUUUGUAUAAAAGAAAGAUUCAUGUUUUGUUUUCAAACAAAUUUUUUGUCUCUUUGAAAUAAUUGUUGAAUGACUGGCUGUUUACUUUCGAGUAAUUGCUGUGUAUUUCAGAGUAAUAACUGUAUAAUAGAGUAAUAACUGUAUUUCAGAGAAAUUACUGUGUAUUUCAGAGUAAUUACUGUGUAUUUCUGAGUAAUUACUGUGUAUUUCAGAGUAAAUGCUUUGUACUUUGGAGUUAUUGCUGUGUAUUUCAGAGUAAUUGCUGUUACUUUACUGUAUUUGCUGUUGAUUUAAGAAUAUGGACUAGGACUAAAUCUAAAGAUGAACCGAGAUACGAUCAUCUGUGAUUUUAGCUCACAUAUUAUGACAUUUCUUGUUGGAUGUCUAUUAUUGUUGGAAGUUUUUGAUGAAUGCAUGACAAAUAAUUUAUAAGAAGUGUCAUCAGUGUAGUGACAUUUUUCAUUUUUCUUGCUGAUGUGUAGAAAAAAUGAUGAAAUCAAGUUGAAUCAAAAUCAGUUGUACAAUAACUGUGCUGGUUCUACGGUUUGCUAAAAGAAUUACCUAGUAGACUCUUUUUAUUGUUAUUCUCGUAAAAAAAAACAACAAAAAAACAAACAAACAAACAAACAACUUACUGUUUUUACUCUAAUAUUGCAAAAGUUUUUACUCCAGUAUUGCAAAAUAUGGCAUUUAAGUUUUUAAGAGGGCAUGAUUAAACACAUGUAUUUUGUUAAUGUUGAUUGUUGAUUUUAGAGACGUUAACAUUUAGACAGUUACUGUAGAUUGUGUCAUUUUUGCUUGGAAUGACUGGAAUACGUGAGUCACUGUGUGUAUGAAUAUUAACAAAAAUAAAACAGAUACACAUAGCAGCCAGUCUAAAGGAAUCUGCUCCAUAUUUUGAUAAGAAUGUCACCUACAAAGUAUUGAGUCAUUUUUUUUACCUUCUCUGGAAAAUCAUUUUUAUAUGUAUAUAUGUAGUAUGUAUUAUACAUUUCUUGGGGUAUUUAUGAUAAAAGAUGAUUUAAAAAUCUUUUAAGAUUGUAGAUUUUUCAUAUGCUUUUGCAUAACAGUUGUGUUUAUUUUACAAUUUUGCUACAGUUUAAAGACUUAAACUGCCUUGUGUAAUUUGCUUACAAUCAAAAUGGUCUCUAGUCAUGAUCGAAGUGCCAAUGAGUCUUUAAAUAAUUGUCUUUAACAUCUAGGAUGUUUAUAUUUUAGCUUUAGUUUAUAUGUGUUUUAUGAAGGUUUUCUCUCAGACUUAAUACUACAAACUAGUCAGUUUUAUACAUUGUUUUUGCUUGUUUAUUAUUUUUUUGCUCAAAUUAUAGUUUUAGGUAGUUAAUUACAUAACACAAUGCUUCCAUCAUGUAUUUUUGUGAUUUUACUUUAUCCAACUUUAUUAUUUACUUUUUUGAUAAUAAUAUAUAAGACUGAAAUCCAAAUUAAUAUACGAGUUUGUUUUUUUUUUUUAAAUAAGAUUUUUAUGUAAUUCACUUUUGUACUGAAUACAGUUUUUUCAGUAUUGUGAAGUUAAACCUAUAUUUACACUGUAAGAGUUUCGGAUUUGACUAUUUUUGUAAUGUGAAAAUGUCCAUUUCAGUUUGCAAGUGAAUUAGAUAAAAUGUUGAAAUAUGUUAUGGACUUUUAUCAUAUUACAUUUAGUGUGGAAAGGUUAUAUAUAAAUGAAUUACAUUUAAUUCAUGAAAGUGUUAUUAUUGGGAAAAAAUAUUUCACAAAAUAGACAGUAUACUUGAAAGUGUAAUUACUGGUUGAAGAAACUGUGCAUAAAUUAAACAGUUCUGAACUGCAAAUUGAGAUAAUGUGUGGUUCUGAUAAUGUCUGUGUUCUGAAUUUUGACUCUUCAGAAGAUUAUUAAAAUACAUGAUGAAAAUCCUACAUACCAGUAUUAGUAUGAAAUCUUAACAUCUGAUAUUGUCUUAAGUUUUUGGUGGGUUGGAUAAUGUCUUUAAAGAACCAGGUUUGCUUGACUUCAUGAUAACUAUUUGCAUACAUAUGUUUGGUGAUAGGCCAAUACAAGGUAUAAGAAUUUGAAUGUAUUUUAUCCAUUUUGUUGAGUGCUAAUUUAAUGGACCAAAUGUAUCGUAGCAUUAAUACAUUCAUACUUAGUUAUGGCUGCAUGGUGGUGAAAAUGCACACACAACUUCAUUAUAAACAUUGAGAUGUAAAUUUUGUUCUAUUUUUAGCUUGAAGAUGUUUUAUACUGUGUAUUUUGACUGUGCUUAAGUGUAGUAAUCACAUGUAAAUGUCUUGUACCAGAUGCAAGUAAAAGGCCUUCUAUUCAUUUUGAUCCCUGUUGCAAGUAACUGUUACGUUAGUGAUCUUUGUUCAUUAACAUUUGAAGACAUGUUUUCCAUCUGUUUUUUAAGUCAGCAGUCAUUAUAAGAAAGUCAGUUUGAUCCUUUACGCAUAGAUAUGAAAAGGUCAGUACGAUACGUUGAUGGGAACGAUUUCCUAGGUUAAACAUUGUUUCACUUGUGUAUGUCAUUACAUAAUCAGUACAACCAUAUUGUGUAUUGUUUAAUUGGAAGUCAUAUAGCUGAUAGCUUCCUACUGUCACCAUUAUUAACAUAUAAAAAUACUAUGCCAGACAUGUAUAUAACUCUUGUUUAGUUGGAAUAACAACCGUAGAUCUGAUGUACAGACUUUUUUUUGUAAUAACCAUUCAUGAGUUUUUCUAGACUGGUAUUGAAGCAUUUUUCAUGGACACCCACUGUGAAGCAGGAGAUAUUUGGAGCAGAGUUACACGCCUUGAUCAAUAUAUUUUUUACAAUGUGCGCAUGUAUUACAGUCUAGGUGCGAGUACCCUAUAACAGAUGUUGAAUAAUUUAUCAUAUUGCUAAAUUUUUUAUAUAGACUUGAUGGUUUAUUUUUAUCAACAGCACCAACAUCUUCUAUGCUUUAAACUUAAACAUAUGCACAUGAUUCUCUAAUGAGAAAGGAAGUUUCAAGAAGUUAGCUUCCAUGAAGUUGUACUGGGGGAGAGAUUGACUUUUUUAUGUCAAUAAGACAAAUUGAAGAAAGCAAAGAACAAUAGAAAUGUGUGAAAAUUAAUCAGUGAACAGUAUCGCUGUCAUUAAGAAGUCUGCCUAAAAAUACGUUUGUGAUUUUUUUUGGUGAGUUUAAGAAGGUAUUGUGUUCUAGAUCUUCAGAAAUGAUUUAAGCUGAAAGGAAAGAGGUUUCCGCCCAUGAUUAUGUUUUUUUGAAUAUCCUUAAGGACAUGGAAUUAGAGUUUUGACAAGACGUUAAAUCAGUGUGAACUAAGCAGUUAGUUUAAGGUAAUUUUGCUAGAUUAUUGUAACUUUUAUUCUCAUAUGCUUCAGUGAUGGUAUCUUUACUAUAAUUGUGAAUUUUGUAAAUUUGUACUUGUAUCACAUGGUGAUUUGAGAUUUGUGUUGAAACAACAAUUUCUGUGCAUGUAUAUUAUAGUCUGUGUUAGCAUAUUUGUAUGUAAUCACAUAUACCCUGUAGAUAGCACAACAGUCUCUAACUGAUGUCAGAAAUUUUAAACUAAAAAAAAAAAAAUUGAUAUUUUGCACAUACUGAUACAUAAAUGCCAUUGUGCACAAAGGUGUUACUUCAAGUGUAUACUAGCAAGGCUGGGACAUGUAUGUAUAUUUCAAGUACUUCUGUCAUAUACAUCACUUCAGUUGGUUCUCUAUGCUCAGCACAUUACUUAGAAAAUACAACACUAGUUGUCAUUGAUAUAUAUUCUUACACUAAAGUUACUGCUGAAUUCCAUCGAACAUGUAUAUCACCAAAUAACAUUGUAAGUUCCCAAAUUUCAUUUCAUUGCAAACAGUAGUAUAUUUCCAUCUUUGGUUACAGAAUUACCACCAUAGUAUUCAAAAAUGUAGAAUUUUUCAUUUUGUUGGAGCAUAUGUGAAGUUAGAAAUAGUCCAAAUUAAUGCUACUAUUUCUAGAAAGUUUUUGUUUGGAGAAACUUAAUUCUAGAUGUUGAUUGAAGAAUAUAAACAUCUUUUAGGGUCUGUUGUCAGUAGAGAUUUUGGGAUGUUAUAAAUAAAGUAUAUCCUAGUA